GUUUGAUUGACAGCUCCAGGACUAAUAUAAAAAAGAAGGGAUGCUUCUUCCUUCACUACUGGUGCACACUGCUCAGCCUUGACUGGAUCACCUGAACCAUGCACUGCCUCGGACUCAGCUCAGCACUGUUGCUGAUAGCAUCAUGCUCCCUCAUCACAGCAGAGCGCGCAACCACCUGUGGCAACAGUGGAAACGUCCAUCUCAUAAACUGUGUGUCAGGCGUGAUCAGCGUGAAUGAGGGCUUGUACGGCCGCGCAGACCGAGAAAUCUGCAAAGAAGGUCGACCUGCGGGGCAACUCGCUAACACCGCGUGCUCUCAGGUUGGCGCUGACGACGUCCUCAAGACAAGAUGCAAUGGCAAGAAAAGGUGCGAAAUCAACACGGAUGUUUUCCGUGCCAUUUCCGAUCCCUGCCAAAACAUCUUUAAAUAUGUGGACUCCAACUUCACCUGCGUCCCAGCGAUCAGUAUCUUGGCAUGUGAGGACUCUUUGGCUCAUUUGUUUUGUGAUGUCGGACAAGUGAUAUUUGUCUACGGGGCCGACUAUGGACGCCGUGACCGGACCACGUGCUCCUACAAAAUACCUGAAAAUCAGCUCCAAAACGUGGAAUGCUUAAGCCCGACUGACCUGGUGGCAAACAGUUGCAACGGGCAAAACAGCUGCACCGUCAGAGCCAGCAACGGGGUGUUCGGAGACCCCUGUGUGGGCACCUACAAGUACCUGGAGGUUGCCUACACCUGUGAAUUUCCUGUGUUCGGACCUGCAAAUGCCAAGUAAAGAUGGGGAUUGCUUCUAUAGUUUCUUGUUGAUUUCAGAGUCCAACUAUAAAUGUUUCAUGUUGUUUUAAAGAUGCUUUAUUUAGCUUUCUAUUAUAGUUAGUAUGAGGUGGCAACUUGUCCAGGGUGUACGCCGCCUUCCGCCCGAUUCUAGCUGAGAUAAGCACCAGGGAAUAAGCGGUAGAAAAUGGAUGGAUGGAUAUAGUUAGUAAUUUGACAAUACACUGCAAAAACACAAACUGUUUCCAUUAGAGAUGUCUGAUAAUAUCGGAUAUUAUCAGCAAAAAAAUGCUUUAAAAAGUGAUAUCUGCAAUGAGUGGUACAAGGACGAAGGGAGAAGUACAGAGCGCCAAUAAACCUUAAAGUCACUGCCUUUGCGUGCCGGCCCAAUCACAUAAUAUAUGUUGCUUUAUACAAACACAAGUGAAUGUGAGUCAUACUUGGUCAACAACCAUACAGGUCACACUGAGGGUGGGCUUAUAAACAACUAUAACACUGUUACAAAUAUGGGCCACACUGUUAACCCACAACAAACAAGAAUGACAAACACAUUUCGGGAGAACAUCCGCUCCGUAACACAAUAGAACAAACACCCAGAAUCCCUUGCAGCACUAACUCUGUCGGGACCUCAACCCUGCCCAACCUCAACCUCAUCAUGCCCUCUCAGGGAGAGUAUGUCCCAAAUUCCAAGCUGCUAUUUCGAGGCAAAAAAAUAAUGUACUUUGUGAGUGUGCCACGGCACAGUGGUUGAAAACACUGCAAUAAUGAUCCCUUGACCUACUAUUUCAUGUAUGGUGAUGCAAUUAUGAUGUGUAUUGUUGCUUAAAAUGACAAAUAAGCUUCUUUAAAGUGUGUUUUCCUAGGGUUCAUAGUGUGCAGAUUUUUCACGAUCCGUCAAAUUAUAAACGUCCAUCCAUCCAUCCAUUUUCUACCGCUUGUUCCCUUUUGGGGUCGCGGGGGGCGCUGGCGCCUAUCUCAGCUACAAUCGGGCGGAAGGCGGGGUACACCGUGGAAAAGUCGCCACCUCAUCGCAGGGCCAACACAGAUAGACAGACAACAUUCACACUCACAUUCACACACUAGGGCCAAUUUGGUGUUGCCAAUCAACCUAAACGUGAAGAUUUUAAAUAAAUAAAUGGGUUGUACUUGUAUAGCGCUUUUCUACCUUCAAGGUACUCAAAGCGCUUUGACACUACUUCCACAUUUACCCAUUCACACACACAUUCACACACUGAUGGAGGGAGCUGCCAUGCAAGGCGCCAACCAGCACCCAUCAGGAGCAAGGGUGAAGUGUCUUGCUCAGGACACAACGGACGUGACGAGGUUGGUACUAGGUGGGAUUUGAACCAUGGACCCUCGGGUUGCGCACGGCCACUCUCCCACUGCGCCACGCCGUCCCUUUUAACUGCAUAUUUGACCAAAAACAUAAAAAAUAAUUUUAGAUUAUUUUCUAUUUAGGUACAUGCAUUAGUACGACUGCCUCACUAUACUAAGGUCGUGGGUUCGAGCCUGCGAUCAGGAUCUUUUUGUUUGGAGUUUGCAUGUUCUCCCCGUGACUGCGUGGGUUCCCUCCGGGUACUCCGGCCUCCUCCCACCUCCAAAGACAUGCACCUGGGGAUAGGCUCCUCCCACCUCCAAAGACAUGCACCUGGGGAUAGGCUCCUCCCACCUCCAAAGACAUGCACCUGGGGAUAGGUUGAUUGGCAACACUAAAUUGGUCCUAGUGUGUGAAUGUGAGUGUGGAUGUUGUCUGUCUAUCUGUGUUGGCCCUGCGAUGAGAUAGCGACUUGUCCAGGGUGUACCCCGCCUUCCGCCCGAUUGAAGCUGAGAUAGGCACCAGCACCCCCUUCCAACCCAGAAAGGGAUAAGCAGUGGGAAAUGGAUGGAUGGACAGCAAUAAUAAAUAUGGCAGUGCCAUGUUGGCAUUUUUUUCCAUAACUUGAGUUGAUUUAUUUUGGAAAACCUUGUUACAUUGUUUAAUGCAUCCAGCGGGGCAUCACCACCAAAUUAGGCAUAAUAAUGUGUUCAUUCCACGACUGUAUAUAUCGGUAUCGGUUGAUAUCGGAAUCGGUAAUUAAGAGUUGGACAAUAUCAGCAAAAAAGCCAUUAUCGGACAUCUCUAGUAUGCAUGUAUAUUGUUUGGGAAGAGGGGAAAUGAUGUACUCAAUGAUUUUCUAGUAUUAUUCAUAAGGGACAAGCGGUAGAAAAUGGAAGUAUUUGAAGAAAUGUGACAAAAAUGAACUUUAAUGUUCCCUUUAAUAAAAUCAGUAUGUUGUUA
Molecule: messenger RNA, 3053 nt
Organism: Nerophis ophidion (straightnose pipefish)
Lineage: Eukaryota; Metazoa; Chordata; Actinopteri; Syngnathiformes; Syngnathidae
Product: L-rhamnose-binding lectin SML-like
Exons: 9
Coding region: 99-776 (225 amino acids)
Molecular function (GO): carbohydrate binding
Source: RefSeq, a predicted model, not a curated record